This is a messenger RNA of Sesamum indicum (sesame), 1158 nucleotides long. The record is from RefSeq and is a predicted model, not a curated record. Lineage: Eukaryota; Viridiplantae; Streptophyta; Magnoliopsida; Lamiales; Pedaliaceae.
UCCGGGGCUUCUAUUCCAGUUAGGGCUUUUUUCUUCUCCACUAGUGUGGACUUGAGGAGGUUAACAGAGCAAAAUAAGCAGAAUUUUAUUCCGCCAUCAUCUCGCAUGACUAAUUACGUGGUUUUGAGAUUUGGUGAUUUAAGACUUGAUCCUAAUGUGUCAGGUUCUAGUUUAGGUGGAAGUGACUGCUGUUACAUGGUAGUUUUUCAGUAUGGCUCGAUUGUCCUAUUCAAUGUCCGUGAUCAUGAAAUUGAUGGGUAUCUAAAAAUUGUAGAAAGGCAUGCUUCCGGAUUGCUUCCUGAGAUGAGAAAGGAUGAAUAUGAGGUGCAAGAGAAGCCAACUUUGAAUACCUGGAUGCAAGGUGGGCUUGAUUACAUAAUGCUGCAGUACCUAAAUACUGAUGGGAUCCGUACAAUUGGUAGUGUUCUUGGUCAAAGUAUUGCUCUUGACUACUAUGUUCGUCAGGUUGAUGGAAUGGUUGGGGAAUUUACGGACAUCAACCGGGAGAUGGAGAAAACUGGAACCUUUACAAUGGAACGGAAAAAGCUCUUUCAACUGGUAGGAAAGGCAAACUCCAAUCUUGCAGAUGUAAUUCUAAAGCUGGGACUUUUUGAAAGAUCAGAUAUCGCAUGGAAGGAUGCUAAAUAUGCUCAGAUUUGGGAGUACCUCAGAGAUGAAUUUGAACUCACUCAGAGAUUCGCAAGCCUUGAUUUCAAGUUGAAGUUCGUAGAGCACAAUAUCCGUUUUCUUCAAGAGAUUCUCCAGAACAGGAAAUCUGAUUUCCUUGAAUGGCUGAUUAUAAUCCUAAUUGGUGCUGAAAUCCUUAUAUCCGUCUACGACAUUGCUCAUAAGUCAGCAAUAACAUCUUUAUAGAAGACGCCUCAUAAAUUUUUUAGGAAAUGAACUAGUUUGCAGAAACAGCUUUGACGACUUCAGGUAUAUGAACAACACAUCUUGCUUUGUAUAUACUACUCAACUAUAUGCUCUUAGCAACUCAUCUCAGGAAGUCCUAAUCUGUUUCAAAAUUUUUGACUGGUAUCGCUUCUCUGCCGACUUCUGCAGUAAACAUUCUUGUUUUUUGUAUUCUUUUCUGCCUGUACGGAGAAAGUCGAAUCUUCCCUCCUGGUUGAAGUUCAAGAAUUACGCAUGUUUGCUUCA